AUGGAUGGUGAAGUUGGAUGCAUGGCGCACUCGUGCUGCCAAGCGAUGCUAUUCGCUCUAAAGAAGUAUUCCAAUUACAAUUAUAUAAAGAAUUUGAGUGCAGUACUAAGCAAUGUGAAACAAAAAUUUGGGUUUGCUGCUGUUGUUGCUCUUCGAACAGACAACAUCGGAGGCUAUGCGAAGACUGUGGACAAAGGAAUUCGUAAGGAGCGCUUCAAGUUGAAAUUCGCGUAA
This is a messenger RNA of Haemonchus placei, 234 nucleotides long. NCBI's taxonomy places the organism in Eukaryota, Metazoa, Nematoda, Chromadorea, Rhabditida, Trichostrongylidae. The record is from the annotation of a GenBank genome assembly.